CUUCGGAUCACGGUCAGGAUACGGUCAUCUACCGGUCUGAGUCAGGAAAGCUUUGAUGUUUAAAAAGGUAGCGCUUGUUAGCUCACGUUAUUUGCUGACUGUUAAUAUUUACCCGGUGAAUAUGUCGGCGGAUUAUCUGAAUAACGUUAGGUGUCAUGGUGAAAGAAGCGCGGAGUCUAGCACUGAAGCACGGCGCUUUGGCUGUCAAUCCACAAGAGGAUUUUGAAUGAGACGGAAAGGACCGAGGAUGGACCUGUACGGAUAUAUUUCCUUUAUAUGAGAGCAAACUGAGAUGAAAACAUCGCUCACUGGAUGCUUCAGAAGGAGGAUACAAUAGAGGUCAUUCGUGCUGUGUUCAGGAGUUGGGCUGCGGCCGAUGGGCUUUUCACCCAGCGGCAUCCAGAAGAGCAGCGUCAUCUUCGAGCAUUGUGGGUAUUUAGCAAAUUUACCUGUGAAGCUGAUGGUGGAGUCAUCUUCGUCUGGAGGCAGGGGUGCUGAGGAAGGCAGACCACCUCCCCGAAUCGCAGAUGUUACAGACAGGCAGGAGAACAUAAUGCAAGGCAUGUUCUCCAACAGCGGUGCAUCGCAGAGAGAAAAGGGUCAAUUACAGAGCAGCCAGGAGCAUGAGGCGACGGAGUCAUGUGAUGAAGUAAACCAGCCAUGUGGCGCUAAGCUCCCGAAUGGACACGCAAGCCACAAUGCACCUGAGCGGGACGCCUGCAAGUCAUCCAAUCCUGCUGGAAGCUGCGCGGUUUCUGAAGUUGACCAUGGGAUUGCAAACGGUGAGCUGUUGGUGGACUCUGGAAGUGCUGGAGAAACACUACGAACUCCAGAUGAAGCUGGAGAAAGCCUAGAAACUCAAGUUGAAGCUGAGAGAAGCACUACUGAUCGCUGUUCAGGCCUCCAAAGUUUAGAAUGUAAUGAAGGAAAGCUGCAUAGAUGCUCGUCAACAAGUCCUUCAACUCUGAAACACUCUCUCAGGACGUUUUCCUCCAGCACUUUCCUUAACACUGACUCUGCUUCUCUCAGUCCGAAUGAUGAUGAUGGUGAUGAUGAUGAAACCUUUUCCACUUCUGAUAGACCUGAUGACUUAAGAUUCAUGGACGUGUCUCUGAAAUCCAGGAAUACUUAUGAGAUCAGUCGGCGGCAGAGCGCUCCAGACAACAUCCCUGGCGUGUUGAGUGUUGCUGCAGCAGAUCUGACUCUCGGCCAGAGGAAACACGGCAUCUCCGACAUCUUUAGCAGGAGUCUGUUCACCAGAAAGCAGAGGGAGGCCCAGAGUGCACCGGGGUGGAAACUUUUUGGAAAGGUCCCGCUGAGAGAGAGUCCUCCCAAAGACUCCAAAACCAUUCAACAGGAAAGCAACCCAGGCAAUCUCACGUCUGUCUCUACACCCAAUCUCUUAAGUUCAGGGGAGUACGAGGCCAAGGCAUCUAAAACUGGCCAGAGUCCCUCGCUGCCUGCACAGAGCCGACGGAAGAACCUGGAGUUUGAGCCGCUUUCCACCACUGCACUCAUUUUAGAGGACCGACCUGCGAACCUCCCUGCAAAGUCGGAAGAGGAAGCACAGCGCCACCGUCAGGAGUAUGAUGAGAUGGUGGCGGAGGCUAAGAAGAGAGAGCUAAAAGAGGCUCAGAGGAAGAAAAAGCAGAUGAGAGAAAGGUUUAAACAGGAAGAGAGCAUCGCUAACGCCAUGGUGGUUUGGAACACUGAAAUCCUCCCCAACUGGGAGAGCAUGCGUGGCACGCGGCGUGUGAGGGAUCUGUGGUGGCAAGGUCUUCCCCCCAAUGUGAGGGGUAAAGUCUGGAGUCUGGCCAUUGGGAAUGAGCUGAACAUCACCUCAGAUUUGUAUGAGAUCUUUCUGUCGCGGGCCAAGGAGCGCUGGAAGAGCUUUAGAGAAACGGGCAGUGAGAUUGAGUCAGAUGUGGACAGUGCCGACCGCGAGUCCAGUCUGGAUCUGAUCAAGCUGGACAUCUCACGCACAUUCCCAUCACUCUUCAUCUUCCAGAAGGGUGGGCCGUAUCAUGAUCUCCUGCACAGUGUUCUGGGGGCUUACACCUGCUACAGACCUGAUGUGGGAUACGUUCAGGGCAUGUCCUUCAUUGCUGCUGUGUUGAUUCUCAAUCUGGAGGAGGCCGACGCUUUCAUCGCCUUCGCCAAUCUCCUCAACAAACCCUGUCAGAUGGCUUUCUUCAGAGUGGACCACGAGCUGAUGCUGAAGUACUUUGCAGCGUUUGAGGUGUUUUUUGAGGAAAACCUGCCUAGACUGUUUAAUCACUUCAAGAGUUACAGCCUCACGCCUGACCUUUAUCUGAUAGACUGGAUCUUCACGCUGUACGCUAAGUCUCUGCCGCUGGAUGUGGCGUGUCGGGUGUGGGACGUCUUCUGCAGGGACGGAGAGGAGUUUUUGUUCCGGACGGGGCUGGGUAUCCUGCGGCUCUACGAGGACCUGCUCCUGCAGAUGGAUUUCAUUCACAUCGCUCAGUUUCUGACCCGACUGCCGGACGACACGCCACCUGAACGCCUCUUCAGCUGCAUUGCCAGCACGCAGAUGAUCAGCGGCAACAGGAAGUGGACACAGCUUUGAAAACAUAGAAAAAGGAUUGCUAAGCACAAAGUCACUCCAAAUGUGUUUAAUGCCCUCAUAAAGGAUAAAGAAAUGGAAAAAAGCAGCAUUCCUUCAUUGAAAAACUCAUGAAGCCUCCUCAGUUUUAUAUUUCCGAUUGACUAUAUGGAAUAGAAAGAAGGAUUAAAUAAAACUCAAAGAAACGAAGAAAAAGCUAAACUUAACUUCUUUGGAACCACGCCAGUAUUAAGAUAAAUAUUUAUAUGACUUCAAAAGCCUUUAUGAGAAACAUAUUCCACCAGCUUUACUCAUGUACUGUACCAGAUACCAGCAUCAGGCUUUUUAUUGUAAUAUUCCUCCUUAUGGAAAGUCAAAUUCGGUGAAGCUAAUCGUCACAUAACUCAUUUUGUAUGCUGAAGAUUGUUUUGAAGCAUUCAUUCAGAGCCUGUUUAAUGCACUUGAGAUUUUAUCAAUAGUAUAGUGAGAAAUAAAAAAGGUGAUGUUUUUAAGCUGUCGUUUUGUAGGUGAAGAGCUUAAAAGGUGCAGUUGAAAAUGUACAAAUAAGUCUGAUGCAGUUAAUGAGUGUCUUGAGGAUUUUAAAAGCAUUUCGCUGCUUCUUGUCGAAGAAUGAUCACUUUAAGUCAACAUCUCUUCUUUUAAAACACUAAUAUGUAGCUUACUCUGAAAACUAAAUCAUAUUAAAGGUGCUGUAUGUAAGUUUGACUUUUCUAAAGCAUAAAAAUGGCAUAAUAUGUUUGCAGAUAUUUAAGAAUCAUGCUAAGUGAACAUUCUUGUUUAUCUGAAAAUCAAUGCUGAAGUCAAAUAUUCUGCUUUGAAAUUGUGCGUGACAUGCUGGAAAGUCUGUCUUUGGGCGGGUUAAAAGAACCAAAACAAUGCAAAUUUAGCCAAUUAUAUUUCAGCACUCCGAGUUGCCUUGCUGGAAAACAGCAUAUUUCAUUCAUUCAGUCAGAAAGGCUCUCAAAGAAUGUGUCUGUGACCGAAACGCGACCUCCGGUGGACAGUAGCAGACUCCGAAAUGAGAAGCAGAUUCAGAGUUCCACAUGAGGUUAUUAAUUAGCAAAUAAUAUAAGUAUUACAAUUUUAAACAUGAGGUGAGCAGGCUACAUUACCUAUGUUUCUAUCCAAAACUGCUAAUUAACUUUAUGCGCAAAACUGGAUUAUCGCAUAAAAGCAGUGCGAAUAAAGCAGCGUUUCCAUCCAACGAGUCAAAGCUAACAAAGUCGUCACUUUCUGAUUAUCUGGCGCAGUAAAAUGGAAUUUGCUGUGAUAAGAGAAGCUGCGUGUAUCUUUUCUUCAUCUAAUACAUGACUUGCGUCUCAGAAGGCAAUCCUGACACGCAGUGAACGUGGCGUUUGAAGGCGUGAGACGCGGAGCACAGACGCUCUUGAUUCUGGAGGUCAUUAAUAAUAUAAUAACACUAAUACUUAGAUGGUUAAGGCGUUUUAGAUUGACCAAAACAACACUUGAGAUGUUCUACAGUGUGCUCAGCCUGCUGGUUUGUCCAUUCAGACACAGUUUUAUCAUCACAUGAUCUUUUAUAACAAAAUCACAUGACCUUUUUUAAUGCGCAUACUGGAAUGGUAAUUGGUAAAAGUGUUUCCGUCACAGUUUAUGCGCAUCUUUUCUUGUCGAAUAAAAAGUUUAUCCUACUCAAUUAUGCACAUAUGUUUUUUAUGCGCAUUUUCAAAAUGUGCAUAAAAAUAGGUGGAUGGAAAUGUAGCUAACCCUGUGUCCUAACAACGUGCUACGUGACGAGAUUUGCAGUGAUAAGCAAUUUGGCUGUUUGCACCAGACGAAACAUGACAGAAAUUUAAAUACAGCCAUUUAGAAGCACAGAACAGUGCACUCACUGCACUCCAGCGAAAUGGUACGGUUUAUAAUCUAAUUAAUACAUAUUAAGCCUCUUUAAAUGAUUAAAUGUAGAUGCUGAAUCACUGAUAUGUGUUGGUUUGCAGUCACAGUUCUAAAGUUCAAUUUCAUAUGGUUUAUUUACCAGAUCUGAGGUGAACUAUCUGCUGCUGCUUUCAGUAGUAUGGCAAUAAAUGUCCUUUAAAAUGGCAUUCAAACUCACAUUAUUGGCAUAUAACACUGAAUAAAGCACAUGAGGUGUACCUGAGGUGAUCAUCAUCAGUUUUUUGUUGUUCAGCUGCAAGAAGCUGUUUCUGAAAUAUCAAUUUCAGGUAUUGGUUAGGACAAAAACUCCUUUUAAUAUAAAAAUAUUCCUUCUAUCGCGUGCUGUUGCUUUUAUUUAGAACACCACUUAAAUUAGCCUUUAGGCUCGAUAGUCAGACACACUCCUGUUGGUGUCCUCAAUCUGGCAGCCUGCGCUUUCAUGCGUUUUAAACUAGGAGUGCAAUACCUAGUUCAACCACUAGGUGUCAAACUUACAUACUGCACCUUUAAUGUUAAGCCGCCUUUCCACUGCACAAGGCAAGCGACAGACCGGAAGUCAUUCAUUUCCAAUGGAGAGUAGUCCGGGAGCUGCGAUGAGUUCCGAUCAUCUCCGUAUGUGGAAAAUUCGGAUCCAAUUUGCGCUGCGGAUACGUUGAAAUAUUUGAACUCCUGCGACUAGAUCGUAUUCAACCGGCCGACCGAAUGUGAUGUAUUCCAGUGUUGUCCAAGCAGAUCCGUUCGCGCGAGAUGAGGAAUAGUAGUUUUUAUUGUUAUUUUUUGAAUCAGAAAAAGUUUAUACUAAAAAACAUUUCUAUUCAUAAAUGAGUAAUAAAAAUAUUAUUUUUUUACGUCGUCUCCGCAUUCCCUUCAAAAUUUUUAGCAGUCUAUGAGUUUCUAGUAUUCAUUCAUUCAACCACGGUGAACGCACAGAGAAUAAAGCCUCUUGCUUUUGCACUCCUUUAUUUCGGACACUGCGAAAUAGCUUCCCAUGAUGCACGACUAAGCUGAAAAUUCUGUGCGACAGCCACAAGGGGGCAUAUUCUGACAGUCAAGUCCGAAUGUCGUGUUCAGUGGAAAGGCAGCUUCACAGCCCAUUCACACAGGGCGUCAGCUUCAACGCUUCCCAUUCACUUUAAAUGGGUGACGUCAGGCAUUGCCAAACUGCAUUGUGGAUCCGUCGGCACCGCUUCAGAGGCAUUGCUCGCUGCAAAUGUUGGGACUUGCUCAACUUUUCAAGCGCCGACAGAAGCGUCCGCCAAUCAGAUCGCUGUAUGCAAAUACACCAGCUCAGACAGUGGCCUAUUGCUGACUAAUUUCAUUGGCUGACGCUGCUAUGACAAUCGCGUCAGCCCUAACUUCAGACACGCCCUCUGUCAAGCGUUGACGUGUGAAUGGGGCGUUAGUGUCACAGAAGUGCAGAGUCAUCAUUCAUUGAGAGAAUUGUAAGGUACAUUUUCUAACAUGUUAAAGAAUAAGAAUGUGUGGUAAAAUAAUUAAAAUUGUGUCUACUUUGUCUGCUCUGUGUUCAGUUGUUUGACCAAAUGCUUUGUUCAUCAUGGAUUUUAAGCCCAAUGUCUGUAAAUAUUGGGUCGAUUUGGUAAUGUUGUAUCUUGCUGAAAAAUGUAAAUUGUAUCAUCGAGUCCUGGUUUGUUUUCUACACACUCCUGGUUUUAUUGUACAGUUUUCAUACUCCAGUGAAGCCGAGUUGUAAAUAAGUGGACUAUUUGACACCACGAGAUUCAACCAUGUAAAUAAAUCUGAAACUGCA
Molecule: messenger RNA, 6248 nt
Organism: Danio aesculapii
Lineage: Eukaryota; Metazoa; Chordata; Actinopteri; Cypriniformes; Danionidae
Gene: tbc1d12b
Product: TBC1 domain family, member 12b
Exons: 16
Coding region: 377-2587 (736 amino acids)
Source: RefSeq, a predicted model, not a curated record